This is a messenger RNA of Myxocyprinus asiaticus (Chinese sucker), 1547 nucleotides long. RefSeq lists its product as uncharacterized. NCBI's taxonomy places the organism in Eukaryota, Metazoa, Chordata, Actinopteri, Cypriniformes, Catostomidae. The record is from RefSeq and is a predicted model, not a curated record. Bases 169 to 1062 code for a protein of 297 amino acids. The transcript has 9 exons.
AUUUUCAGUUCCAUCCCUCAUUCAGGAAUAUGAACAUCAACAGUUUCUGAGACAAUAGCUAUAAUGCUUAGAUUGCAGCGCAAACAAGAAAGUGUCCUGUCUGGCCUUUUACAUGAGCCCUACUUCAUUUGCAAUGAAUAUGCAAAAAAUGAAUGAAUAAGUCUGACCAUGUAUGCAGUCAUUACAUUACAAGACUCAAAAGACCUGAAAGUGAUACCAACAAAGUGGUUGAAUGAACAAAAGACACAAUGCUGCAUGCCUGCAUUCAUGUCACAAGAGAAGUUAAUGGAAGCUGUUAAAAACAGUCUUGAGCGUUCAACAGGUGGAAAUCCAUGGGGGAUGUUUGAUAUUCAAGUUCAUUCGGAAUGUGAAACUUUUGAACAGGCUGAGGAGAAGCAAAAAGUGAUUAGAAAGCAGAAUGAACGACCAGCUGCUGGAAUCUCUGGAAUACACAAAAGACAAAAACUUGAAAAUUCUCAGAUAAUGUCAAAAUAUCCAUUUCAGUUGCCUAAUGCAUUUUCCUCCGGUGACAAAGAAAGGCUCUUCCAAAUGUUGGGAGAAAUCAAGAGCAGUGUUCUAGAAAACACUGGCAUGUUAAGGAAACUAAUAAAAGACAAUCAGGUUUCUGAGGCCCCCAGCAGCACUAGCAUGCCAUCUAGAGAUACUAUGUCAAACCUGAAUCUACCACUCAAAACCUUUGCAGAUGUGAUCAAAGCUGAAUUCGAACUCGGGGAUCCAAAAACCCACCAAAAAUACGUACAAUAUCUUUCAAUGCAUUUUAGUCCAAAAGAUGUGGUUAAGAAUAUAAUGCAACGUGUCCUAACUGAUGAUCUGGCGAAGGAAUUCAACUGGACAGGACGAGGUGGUAAAAAGUGCUUCUCAGAAUUUAAAUUAGCAGAAGUGAUCAAAGAAGCUUCAUCCAAAUAUGUAAACAUGGAAGAUUGUGAAACUGAAAUCAAAAAGUAUUUGUCUCACACAGCUGACCGACUCAGUCGGAAGAGACCAAGAGAUUUUGGAAUUCUCUUUCCUGAAGUGAUUUGUGAUUUCUCCCACAUUGCUUGACAGUGCCAUCCAGCCAAAUGUUUUUUUGUCAGGCCAUGUACUAUUACAAUUUAUAAGCUUACUCAAUUUCAAGAGGAUUAUAUGGUGUUACCUAUUAUUGAAAAUUCUUGAGAAUCCUUUUGUAAAUUUCAAAAUAAUAAAUUGUAGUAGAAUGUUUAUACUUUCUGUGUAAUAUGAGUGCAUAGAGCAAUGUACAUGGGAGAAUUAUGAGAAAUAAUAUGAGGUUACAAUAUUGUAUACCCUGUCCCCUUUUUUUGUUGUUGUAAUAUUUAAAUAGACUUGAUUUUCUAGGGAUUUAUUAAUGCAGACCAUUAUGUACAGUAGAUUAGUCUUAAUAUUGCAUGUUCAUAGACCUUUAUAUAUAUAUUCAAAUAAGUUUGAUUUUCUUAAUGAAAACUAAAAGGAGUAUAACUUGUAAAAAAAAAAAAAAGAUUCUAAAUAUUACGUUUAAUGAACAUGGAAGUAUUGAUUGAAUUAAAAAUAAA